Saccostrea echinata is the source of this 4874-nucleotide messenger RNA. RefSeq lists its product as uncharacterized. The transcript has 9 exons. Gene Ontology annotation, molecular function: translation repressor activity; zinc ion binding; ubiquitin protein ligase activity. The record is from RefSeq and is a predicted model, not a curated record. Lineage: Eukaryota; Metazoa; Mollusca; Bivalvia; Ostreida; Ostreidae. Gene Ontology annotation, biological process: negative regulation of translation; protein polyubiquitination; proteasome-mediated ubiquitin-dependent protein catabolic process. The coding region runs from base 22 to 4269 and encodes 1415 amino acids.
UGAAAUAAAUGUCUGCUGUCAAUGAUGUAUAGAUUAGUGUUACAGAAAUCUGUCACAGUGACAGGUGUUAGUCGUGUAUGGCACAUUACCCGUGUAUCAUCAGACCGGGUCUGGAUCAGUGAUUAUAACAAUCUCAUCUUGACAAACACAGCAGGUGAUAAACUACAUCAUCUGACAGAUAUAGGUAGUUAUUAUGGAGUACACACUGUGAACAAUGACGGUGAAUUAAUUUAUAUAGACAGGGAGUAUAACAUUAACAAACUGUCUACAGAGAACACAGUAAAGACUACAUUAAUAAAGUACAACACAGCACCAUGGAGACCACUGAGUGUCUACAGCUCCCCCUCCACUGGAGACCUGCUGGUCGGGAUGUAUAAUGCUGAUACAUAUAGAGAAGGCAAGGUAGUGCGGUAUAACUCCACAGGAGAACACAUCCAGACCAUACAGUACAACAACAACACAGGUCAGAGACUGUAUAGUAGACCUAGCUACAUCACAGAGAACCGCAAUGGAGAUGUUAUUGUGUCUGACUGGGACCGUGGUGCUGUAGUGGUGACAGAUCGUGGUGGAAGUCAUCACUUCUCCUACACAGGACCUCCAUCAGGAUCACGACUAUGGCCACGUGGAAUCUGUACUGACGCGCUGUCACACAUCCUGGUGUGUGGUGAUAACACCGAGUCAGUACAGAUAUUAGACAGAGAAGGUAACUUCCUGUCACAGAUACAGACAUCACCACACGGGAUAGACAGACCAGGGGGCCUGAGUUAUGAUGAUACCACACACCUACUGUGGGUAGGGUCAUGGUACAACAACACAGUCAACAUAUACAGAGUGAUAGAUGGAGACUCUCUGACCGGUCUCCCUCUACAGAACAUGAAGUGCAAGAAGCAUCCCAGAUAUCCAGUAUCUCAGUUCUGUAUCCCGUGUGAGGUUACCUUGUGUGAGGAAUGCAUCAUGACCUCUGAUGAUCAUAGAAGACAUGAUGUUAGAGAUGUUGAGAAAUUAUUUCAUGACAUUCACAAGAUUAAAGAUGGAGAUGCAGUUCUGAUGUGUCUUCUCCUCUGCCCUUCAUACAAAAUAAAUCUGAAUGAAGAACAAUGGAUAAUGAAGUAUAACGCUACUGCAGACAUUUUAGAUUUAAAGAAGAUUGAGGAGUCAAGUCUUACCAAUUUACAAGAGUACACACCAGUUCUCAAACAGGAUGGUUCUGAAGUCACAUUUUCUUGUGAAUUCUUCAAGCACACCAGUUUUCUUAGAUUUGUGAGAGAUCCAACAUAUAUGGAUAUUUUUCUAAAUCUGGCCGAAAAAGAAAAUAUAGCUGAGUACUGCAGAUCAUGGGCUUAUCCAAAGGAAGAAGAAGAAGUCUUUUGCUGGAUAUCACCACAGCAAACCGACAAAUUGAUUGAAAAACUUGGAGAAGGUAUCUUCACACACCCAACAUGGCUGGACACAUCAAUACAUGCAUCUGUAUUUAGCUAUGUUGGCAUACCAGUGCAGAUUAUAUUAAGAGGGGACGACUCAGUACAGAAUUUCAUAAAAAAUCUAAAGAAAGGGAAGACGGUGAUGUACCACGCCUCUGGCAUGAUAAUAGGAUGUGCAGGUAGUGGUAAAUCAACAUUACUGGGGAGAUUAAAAGGGAUCGACUUGGAAGAAAUUCUGAAAAAUACAACAUCAACCAGAGGAAUCGAAGUUCAGACAGACGUUUUUGACGUGUCAGACACCAUUACAACAAAUUUAUCAAACCAAAAACAACGCUUUAAGGUUAAAAUUGAUGAAACAAGUCAACAUGACAAUGUUUCAGAAUCUUGUGAAAUAAAAGCACUGGAUACUAAUGAUUCGGGGGAUGACAAAAACCCUCUUAGUGAAACAGUUUAUGAAGAAGAGAUGAUACAUGACUAUGUGAACAUAAAAACAGUAUUUAUAAAAAACAGAGCUGCCAGUAAAGAAGGUUUUGAUGAAUACAUGGUACAUGACUAUGUAAACAUAGAAACAUUAUUCGUAAAAAAGGUUGGUGCUACUGAAACUGGGUUCGAAAAGGUAUUUAAAAGGAAAAAGGAUGUUGCAUCCUUGAAGGAAGCAUGGGGAGAAGUUAAAGAAAAUCAAGGGGCUGCUGCAUUUCCAGAAAAAGCAGAGGAAAAUCUUAAAGAAAAUCAAAAUGUUGCAGAGAAUUUAGAUAGUUUGGGAAUUUUACGGGUUUCCAGAAAUAUAUCCGAGGAUAUUGAAAAAAGAAUCACCAUGGUCGACUUUGCGGGACAAUGUGCAUAUUAUGCAUCACACCAGAUUUUCCUGAGUCCAAGAGCAUUCUUCAUUCUGGUGCUGAAUAUGGAGAAAAGAUUUGAUGAUAAGGUUGGAGAAGAAGUGUGUAGCCAGGAAGGUUCCAUCUUCAGGGGAUGGACUCACAGAGAUUACUUAACAUUCUGGAUAAAGUCUGUUCAUCAAUAUGGCCAUGACAAGGCUCCAGUUUUAUUGGUUGCAACUCAUGCUGAAAAAAAGACAGAAAAGGAGAAAACAGAGUUUUUCCGUGAAAUAUGGAAGACUUUGAAGGAAAAGUCCUUACUUAGGCAUCUUGACAGUAAGAGGAAGUUUGCUGUAGGAUUCCAUGAAAGUGAAUGUAUUGAAAAAAUCAAACUGUCAAUAGUUAAUGUUGUUCAAAAACUUGAUCACUGGGGUGAAAAGCUUCCACACUCAUGGGCUAUGUUUGAAAACUUCUUCCAGGAAAAAAAGCACCUUAAAAUUAUCAAUAAAGUAGUCCUUUUGGCUUUCAAUGAAGCUUUGCCACAGGAAAUAAAACUGGAGAGAGAUGAAGAUAUAAAUAUCAUGCUGAUGUUUUUCCAUGACAUAAAAGAACUUCUGCAUUUUGACCAGGAAUUCUUGAAUGAAAUAAUUAUUCUUGAUGUUCAGUGGUUUGCAGACGCAUUCAAAAAUGUAAUAACUGAUAAAAACCAUGCAGAAGAAGAUUUAUUUGAAUAUGCACCAGAGUGGGACAAAUUUGAUGAAACUGGAGAACUAAGUGACAGCUUGCUCUCAGCCAUAUGGAAUAUAAACAAAAAUGGCUACCUUGAACACAAAGACAAAAUCAUGCUUUACAUGGAGAAGCUAGGGCUAUUAGCUAAAAUGGGUGGCCAACCCCAGAAAUGGUAUGUUCCCUGUAUGAACAAAAUACCAUUCCCUGUCAGUAGCUUUACAGAGUACCCUGCCUCCUCCAUCCUCUGCUAUGUGUUUGAUGUUCUUCCUGCUGGAAUUUUCCAUCGCCUUGUAGCAACAUGCAUGCAGAUUCCGUGGAAGAUUUUUUCAGAAGCAGACCAAGGAUGCAUUUACCAAACAGCAGCUGUGUUUAUGUUCCAGGACCACAACAUUCUGCUUGGAAUGACUGAAUCAGAAAUUCAGUUACAAGUAUUUGUUAUUGAGGGAGAAGUUGAUGUGCCAACUUGUCACCAAAUUAGAAAAAGAAUAGAUGAUACAUUGAAACUUCUGUCCAACACCUUUCAAACAGAGUGUGAUCUCAAAAUUGCCUUCAAAUGCAAAGCUAUCGGAUUUUGUGACAGCAGAAAAAGUGCAGUUGUUGAUGAAUCAAAGUUUACUGAACCAAAGUUUUUGUGCCCUCAUUGUUCAGCAAGUAAAAAACAUAACAUCAUAUCAAAAGAGAUCACGAAAUAUUGGAAACAGGAACCCCAAAGAGAGAGUGUUACUGAAGAGGAAAACAUUCGCCAUGAUCCUUCAGUAGAAUUGAUCUUAAAUGUGGUGUCAAGGAAACUACGUGGAAUUUCCUCCUCUAUACUUGCUGCUAAUUUUGGGGUUAACAUGGAGGAGACAUCUGCAGUGUGUGUUGAAGAAGAUAGAUUUAGAAUUCUCUAUAAAUGGAAAUGUAAGAAUUCAGCCGUGGAUCACAGAAAGGAGUUGGAGAAUAUUUUACGGGAAGUUGGACAAGGAGAAGCCGCAGAUUAUGUUGGUACUUUUCAGUUGUCUGACUUUGAAUGUAGCGAAAUAGUUGAAAGUCGUCAACCAGUUUCAGAGAGAGAAUUCAGGAUGUUAUCAGAGAAACUGUCAAAAGAGUACACACAUUUGGUUAGGUUUUUAGGGCUUCCACAAAUAUGUAUAGAACAGAUUGAGGUAAAUGUUCCUGAUAUUCAACAAAGAAUAUUUAAAUCUCUCUCGAAAUUGAAAGAAGAACGGCCAUAUUUAAGCCGUGGGGACAUAGGCAGAGCUUUGAAGUUCAUAGAACGAAUUGAUGUCAUAGAUUGUCUAGUUACGCUGUGGGAGUUUCAAUAGGAACUUUGCUCAGAAAGCAAACAGAGCCAUAAAGAUAUGUCUGCGUUCUCUAUGGAGGUGCUACAAACUAUUAACAUGUAAAACAUUCUCAAAAGAUAUUCAGGGGAUAUGUAAAUGUACAUAUACAUAUGCAUGUACAAAAAAUAGUUUGAAGGGGUGUUUUUCUUUUCUUUUGAAUAAUUAUGUACGUCAGUUCAAGAAUAAUGCUUUGAGAGAUUUUUUAUCGUGUUCUUAGGUUUUUGUUCUCAUCAUACAUUUGUACAUAAAACUUGAUACUAGUAAUGCUUUGCUUUUAUGUAUGUUUAGCGACAUAUGCAUGUAUCAUUUGAUCUAUCUUUCUUUUUAAGUUUUUGAAUAUCAAUACAUUAACUAAGUCAUGGUUAUUAUGUCAUCUGGAACAAUUCCCCUAUACAGUCCAAAAGCUAAUUGGAACACUUUUAGCUUCUCUUAAAUGACAUAGCGAGAAUGAAAUAAUUGAUGUACAAAUAGCUAGCAUUUAUAAAUGAAGGGAAACAUACAUGUACUUUGUGACUUGAAUGGUAUAAUUAAUCUGAAGGUGUUUAUUUUCUGUUUUGGAAAAAUCUGUUAACAUCAUUUCUAGUUGG